Molecule: messenger RNA, 1028 nt
Organism: Amoebophrya sp. A120
Lineage: Eukaryota; Dinophyceae; Syndiniales; Amoebophryaceae
Source: the annotation of a GenBank genome assembly
CGAGAAUGGCAACCCAGUAGAAACAAACUGAGACUCCAAUUUCAGGGCAGCUUACCGCCAGGGAAUGAAUCACGAACUUUUAUUUCAGUCGUAUAUUCUUCCCCAGCACAAAAUUUUUGAUGUGGCCGAACCUCAUUUCUGCUCACUACAGAAAAAUUAGGCUGGUAAGGAGGUACUUAUCAUGUUCAUCUUUCUGGUACUAGCUCUUUUGAAUUACAACUCCACAUGAGGAGUACUACGCAGCCACAAGCACAACUAGGCAUCGAACCAGCAAAAAUGUUGCCAUCGAGUGUUUCCGUGUGGACAAAAAGGAAACGAACGCGGGAGCAUUCAUCUCCAGCCUUGUUUUCCUACACUGCAGUGCGUCAGCUGCUCCUUCUUGGCGUACAUAGUAGCACGGUGAUGCUGCUCACAGGCGCCGCUGGUGCAAGGCACGAACUUUUCUCGUCCUGGGCCGGCACCUCCGAAGGCGAGUCUUCUGUUCCGACCGACGCAAAUAGCAGAGCGGUAUUUCCAACCGGGAAUAGUAGUAGUGCCUGCUACGUGGGUUUCACGAGUUUAUUCAGCCGGGGAAGUGACUCCUCGUCUCGCGGCGCCAACCGGGAAGAGCAUCUUCCACUCGGUGUUGAGCAGGAGUACUGCAUUCGAGGAGAAGACCUAAAUGCGUCUCAACGCUACCACUAUGCGGGGGAAAAGCUGGAACAGCGCGGUCGGUUCGUUCUAUCCUUCUAGAAAUUCGCGGCUUCAAGCUUCUCCUAGUGGUACAAAAAUCCAAAUAUAAUAUUAUCGAAAAACUACUAUGCCACGCUAGCAUCAACAGACCACACGCCAUCUUGUCUGAAGAGAUAUGAACGAAAUACGAGGUUGCCUUCUUUGUCGUCUCAAUGUGCUGGACGAGGUAGAGUAGAUACGAUUUAUUGCAGCAACAUGAAGAGAAAUGAAAUGGAAAGAUGCCGUGAUAUGAUUCGAGUACAACGCACAGCCAACUAACAUCGAUUUAGCAGUACAGUUAUAUCAUGAUGCAUAGG